Vitis vinifera (wine grape) is the source of this 5833-nucleotide messenger RNA. Its product is annotated as putative disease resistance RPP13-like protein 1. The transcript is spliced from 10 exons. Lineage: Eukaryota; Viridiplantae; Streptophyta; Magnoliopsida; Vitales; Vitaceae. The record is from RefSeq and is a predicted model, not a curated record. Bases 1 to 4200 code for a protein of 1399 amino acids. Gene Ontology annotation, biological process: defense response to other organism. Gene Ontology annotation, molecular function: ADP binding.
AUGAAGUUUGUUGUCGGCAAAGAAAGCUGGCAUAUGGGGGGGUCUACCAUGAAAACUUUGGAAUCCAAAGUUCCUUUACCGUCAACAAGUUGGAUUUUCUCUAUAAUUUUUUUUUCUGGUUUGGAGGUUUCAUUUUGGGUCUGCUUGCUUUCUUCUUCCCUCGAUUCAUCUUUCACCUCCUUUGCAAGAGAAACAGAAAUGGCAGGGGCUUUAGUUGGAGGUGCGUUUCUCUCAGCUUCUCUCCAUGUUCUAUUUGACAGGUUGGCUUCUCGCGAGGUUGUGAGCUUCAUCCGGGGGCAGAAGCUCAGCGAUGCGCUCCUGAAGAAGUUGGAAAGGAAGUUGCUGGUCGUCCAUGCAGUGCUCAACGAUGCUGAGGUCAAACAAUUUACAAAUCCAUAUGUGAAGAAGUGGCUGGUCUUGCUUAAAGAGGCCGUGUAUGAUGCGGAGGACAUAUUGGAUGAGAUCACCACAGAGGCUUUGCGACACAAGGUGGAAGCUGCGGAGUCCCAAACCAGCACAAGUCAGGUGGGUAACAUCAUGGACAUGUCAACCUGGGUUCUCGCUCCAUUUUAUGGUCAGGGCAUAGAGUCUAGGGUGGAGGAGAUCAUUGAUAGACUAGAAGAUAUGGCACGAGACAGAGACGUCCUCGGGUUGAAAGAAGGCGUUGGUGAGAAAUUGGCACAAAGGUGGCCUUCUACUUCUUUGGUAGAUGAAUCUCUUGUCUAUGGCAGGGCUCAAAUUAAGGAGGAGAUGGUUCAACUGUUGCUGUGCAAUAAUGCAAGGAGUACUGAUGCGAUGGGUGUGAUCUCCAUAGUCGGCAUGGGUGGCACAGGCAAAACCACACUUGCCCAGCUUCUCUACAAUGACCAAAGGGUGAAGGAACACUUCGAUCUCAAGGCAUGGGUUUGUGUUUCCGAAGAAUUUGAUCCUAUCAGAGUAACGAAAACAAUUCUCGAGGCAAUCAAUUCAUCCACGUCCAAUACCACUGAUCUAAAUCUACUUCAGGUUCAACUGAAGGAGAGAAUUAAUAUGAAGAAAUUUCUACUUGUCCUUGAUGAUGUUUGGAACGAAGACUCUUGUGACUGGGAUACGCUACGAACUCCGCUCAUAGUCGGGGCAAAGGGAAGCAAGAUUAUUGUAACUACGAGAAGCACCAAGGUUGCAUCUGCCAUGCGUGCAGUCCAUACUCAUUGUUUAGGUGGGUUAUCCUCUGAAGAUGGCUGGUCCCUGUUCAAAAAACUUGCAUUUGAAAAUGGAGACUCAAGUGGGCAUCCACAACUAGAAGCAAUCGGAGAAAAGAUUGUCCACAAGUGCCAAGGUCUACCGCUGGCUAUAAAAGCAAUGGGGAGUCUCUUACACUCCAAGGUUGAAGCAAGAGAAUGGGAUGAUGUAUUAAACAGUGAAUUAUGGGAUUUGCCCACAGAUGCGGUUCUUCCUGCUCUGAGGUUGAGUUAUUAUUACCUGCCUUCACAUCUAAAACGUUGUUUUUCUUAUUGUUCAAUCUUUCCCAAAGACUACAAAUUCGAAAAGGAGAAGCUAGUUUUGUUAUGGAUGGCAGAAGGUUUGUUGGAACAAUCAAAAAGCAAGAAAAGACCGGAGGAGGUAGGCAAUUUGUACUUUGAAGAACUUCUAUCAAAGUCAUUUUUCCAAAAUUCAGUAAGUAAUGAGUCAUGUUUUGUAAUGCACGACCUUGUUAAUGACUUGGCACAAUUGGUAUCUAUAGAAUUUUCUGUUUCUUUGGAGGAUGGUAAGAUAUACAGAGUCUCGAAGAAAACUCGUCAUUUAUCGUAUUUGAUUAGUGAAUUUGAUGUAUAUGAGAGUUUUGACACACUUCCUCAAAUGAAGCGUCUCCGAACAUUUUUACCAAGAAGAAACUAUUAUUAUACAUACUUGAGUAAUAGAGUUUUACAGCAUAUAUUGCCAGAAAUGAAAUGUUUACGAGUGUUGUGUUUGAAUGGUUAUCUUAUUACUGAUUUGCCUCAUUCGAUUGAGAAGUUGAAACACUUGCGCUACUUGGAUCUCUCUAGGACAAGGAUUCAAAAGUUGCCUGAAUCGGUUUGUAACUUAUACAAUUUACAAACAAUGAUGUUAUUGGGAUGUGAUUAUCUCGUUGAAUUACCCUCAAGGAUGGAAAAAUUGAUUAAUUUGCGCUACCUUGAUAUUCGUUAUACUUCUUCAGUGAAAGAGAUGCCAAGUGAUAUAUGUAAGCUAAAGAAUUUACAAUCACUUUCUACAUUUAUUGUGGGCCAAAAUGGUGGGUUAAGAUUGGGAGCAUUGAGGGAGCUUUCGGGAAGUCUUGUCAUUUCAAAGCUGCAGAAUGUUGUAUGUGAUAGGGAUGCAUUAGAAGCUAAUAUGAAGGAUAAAAAGUACCUUGAUGAGUUGAAGUUGCAGUGGGAUUACAAGAAUAUCGAUGCUGGUGUUGUUGUGCAAAAUAGAAGGGAUAUACUCAGCAGCUUACAGCCACAUACAAACCUCAAGAGACUCCAUAUUUAUUCUUUUAGUGGUUUAAGCUUUCCAGCUUGGGUAGGAGAUCCUUCAUUCUUCAAUCUUGUUUACCUGAAGCUUCACAAUUGUAACAAUUGUCCAUCAUUGCCACCACUCGGGCAGCUACCCUCUCUUAAACAUCUUUCUAUCUUACAAAUGAAAGGAGUUAAAAUGGUGGGUAGUGAAUUUUAUGGGAAUGCUUCUUCCUCCAACACAAUUGAGCCCUCCUUCCCGUCCCUACAAACUCUAAGAUUCGAGAAGAUGUACAACUGGGAGAAAUGGUUAUGUUGUGGAUGCAGACGUGGAGAAUUCCCUCGUCUUCAGGAGCUUUGCAUAAAUGAAUCUCCCAAACUCACUGGGAAAUUACCAAAACAGCUUCGUUCAUUGAAGAAACUUGAAAUCAUUGGUUGUGAGUUGCUUGUGGGCUCCCUCCGAGCUCCUCAAAUCCGUGAAUGGAAAAUGUCGUAUUCUGGUAAAUUUCGGUUGAAAAGGCCAGCUUGUGGGUUCACUAAUCUCCAAACUUCAGUAAUUGAAAUUUCAGACAUUUCUCAAUUGGAGGAACUACCACCACGAAUACAGACGCUAUUCAUUAGAGAAUGUGAUUCGAUAGAGUGGGUAUUGGAGGAGGGAAUGCUACAAAGAAGCACAUGUCUUCUCCAACAUUUGUGCAUCACAAGUUGUCGUUUCUCCAGACCCUUGCACAGUGUUGGUUUCCCCACUACAUUGAAGUCACUACGUAUCUCGAAGUGUAACAAACUGGAGUUUCUCCUGCAUGCGCUAUUGAGAUCCCACCAUCCAUUCCUUGAAAGUUUAUCCAUUUGUGAUGUUAGCAGCCGUAAUUCUUUCUCAUUAUCUUUCUCAUUAAGCAUCUUCCCACGGUUGAACAGUCUCAACAUCUCUGAUUUCGAAGGGCUUGAAUUCCUCUCCAUCUCCGUUUCAGAGGGGGAUCCCACAUCUCUUAAUAGUUUUCAAAUCAUUCGGUGCCCUGAUCUUGUAUAUAUUGAAUUGCCCGCUCUCGAGUCUGCAAACUAUGAGAUCUCCAGAUGCAGGAAGCUGAAGUUGCUGGCGCACACGCUCUCAUCGUUGCAGGAAUUGAGGUUAAUAGAUUGUCCAGAAUUGUUGUUUCAGAGAGAUGGUUUGCCCUCCGACCUACGUGAAGUUGAAAUUUCAUCCUGCAACCAACUCACAUCUCAGGUGGACUGGGGUUUGCAAAGACUGUCCUCUCUUACAGAAUUCAGAAUCAAUGAUGGAUGCCGAGACAUGGAAUCAUUUCCCAAUGAGUCCCUACUGCCCUCCACACUUACCUCUCUUCACAUAUCUAAUCUUCCGAAUCUCAAGUCUCUGGACAGCAACGGGCUUCGACAUCUUACCUCUCUAACAACAUUAUACAUCUCCAACUGCCGUAAGUUCCAAUCCUUCGGAGAAGAGGGGCUUCAACAUCUUACCUCUCUUGAAGAGUUAGAGAUGGACUUCCUCCCUGUGCUCGAAUCCUUGAGAGAAGUAGGUCUUCAACACCUCACCUCUCUUAAAAAAUUGUUUAUCUCUGACUGCGAUCAGCUCCAAUACUUGACAAAAGAGAGACUGCCAAACUCCCUCUCUUGGCUGAAAAUCUAUGGUUGUCCUUUGCUAGAGUGUAGAUGCCAAUUUGAGAAAGGCCAAGAUUGGGAAUAUAUAGCUCACAUUCCACACAUAGUGAUAGAUCGUGUGCUAUACUAAUGACUAAUGAAGGUGGUGAUUCCACAUACAUAAUGACUUGGGUGUGCCAUACAGUCAGUCAGGUUAACAAAAGUUUGUGGCAAUAUACACAAACUUGUAAGAUUCCAUUGCCUAUGGUCAGGCAGGCAAGGUGCCAAGUAGCCCUCCACGUAUAAGAGACUUGUGUUCUUGAUAUAUGACUAUAAUCUUUCCAAUGAAACAAUAUUUGAUGAGUCUCCCCCUGGAAAGGCAGCAGCAAACACACUUCUGAGACUAUUCCAUUGGAAAUUUGCAAUAUGGCCUGCGUCAAUUUUUGCUGCCCUGUUGUUGGAGAUUUGAGUGUGCAAAAAUACUCUGCCCUUUGACUUCAGGUUUUUUCUCUUAUGCUACAAGACUGAAAACAAAGAAGUGAAGAGGUGUGGAGGAAGACUGACAAUAGGCAGGCAUGGACGAAUUUCUGGUAGUUUAUGAAGAAAGAAGUCAAAGCACCUCUAAGCUCUGGUCGUUGGGAACUGUCAAUCUUGCCAAGUUCAGUUCAGUUGUGUGUGACGUCUACUUGUCCUGAGCUCCAUCCUUGAUAGAAGUGGAUCUUCAACAUCUUGUGCUGCAAGAUAUUAAGAUUGGAUUUGUGGUUCUAGUAUCAAGUCUCCUAAUACACAAACUUUUAAGAUGUUGUUGCCUAUUGUCAUAACACAUUGUGCCAAUCAGUUCUUGAGGCUUUCCAUAUGAUUUUCUCACUAGACAUUUGGCAAUGAUCUUUCUUCAAUGACUCCCCAUGAAAGACAACAGCCAAGAUACAUGCCCUCGACUCUUUCAUUGCUACAAAUCAGGAACAAAGAUAUCAAGAGUGAAGAAAUAUUUGAAUCCAGGUAGCUCAUACUAAACAAAGUCACUUGUAUACUCUCCAUGAAUCAAGAGACCCUCUUCAUAAUCUGCAAAUUACAAGUUGCUCUUACAUCAUUCUGUAGGUUGUAUGAGGUUGAAAUGUGUGGUAUCUUAUACCUAACCAGAAAGAAACAGGUUGCUGGGGAUGGAAGGUGGAGUGAGGAAGGUUCUGCUCUUUCAGUGCCUGAAAACUUAACUGAUAUUAAACAGAGAGAUGACAAUCAGCAUUUUACCAGAGAUGGUGUUUCCUGUGCUUCUGCUUGCAUAAAGGGAGAGAUCACCAAUUAGUUACAUUCCUAAGGUCUUCUGUCUCAUGUUGCUGUUGGGAUGAUUACUUAGAUCACUGUCAUGUAUCCUAUUCAGAAACAGGAUCCUUUUCUUAGAAUUGACAAUGUUCCUGUGCUUCUCAUUGGAGGAAUUCCCAUUGUUUGUAUCUGCAGAGUCGGAUGUUUAGAAAGAUUUUGACAUCCUGAAUACAAGGAAUUCCCAUUGUACACAGACAGAUAAUAAACAUGUCUUCUGUUUCAGAUAUCUCAGCCAGCCCUUUGACCAUCCCUCAUGAGUCACCUUCAUUAACUGGUGCUGAGAGCUUCUGCAAAGGCGUCUGAGGAUGCUGCUGUUUUAGUUCUAGGAAGAUGAUUUGUAUUAAACAAGGAGAUCUUGGGUGUGUUACUACCAAAGCUAAGAAACCUGAAAUCCUUUUGGUUUCAAAAAUGAUGUCUUCCUCUCAAUUAACCAUUUGUUAAUGGAUACAUACAUUUUACGUGCA